Molecule: messenger RNA, 1062 nt
Organism: Symbiodinium sp. CCMP2456
Lineage: Eukaryota; Dinophyceae; Suessiales; Symbiodiniaceae
Source: the annotation of a GenBank genome assembly
AUGUCGCUUGCUUGUGGCCCCGAGCAGUUCGCGGUACUGCCGACUUUGGCUGUUUCAGGAGCUGUGGUCGUGGCCACCGUCGCCUACCGCACCUCGGUGUCUUCUCGUGGGGGCCGGGAGCGCGAGUGGCGGAAGCGUCGGGCCGGCGAGCUCCUGGGCGAGGAGACGAAUGCGGUCGAACCCAAAGCGGUCGGCCGAAGCCGUGCACCGCAGGAGAAGCAGAAGGAGAGGGAGAGCAACUCGCAGCUCUCCGCCCGAAGCGCCGCGCGCGCCGUGCACGAGGAUCGCGUCGUGCUCAUUGACAGGGAGGGCUACCUGGCGGCGCGUGCGCACCUUCGCCUCGCCACUUCCUGCCUGGCGGGCGCCAGCAUUGCCGCAGCCGCCCAGCCUGGCGGGUCCGACAUGAUCUUCGCACUGAGCCGUUUCAUUCUGCUUCUGCUCCUGGUAUGGGAGGCCUUCCAGAGUGCAGCAGGUCGGAUCGGUUCCUGCUCGGGCUUGCUCAGCCUUGAGCGCCAGCGCCUCGCGCCAGCUGCGCCUCUGCUCGGAGCUGCGAAGCGCCGGGGCGCCGGGGAAUCGCUUCUUUCGGGCUUGGGGCCAGCCUCGGCAUCGCAGCAGAGCUUGGAGCGCAUGCGCCUUGGGGCGCUGCACUGCUUGGCGCUGGGGCUCCUGAUCUGGUUCGAGGUCGUUCGCCACCCGGAACUCAAAAGCGCGGCUUGCGAGGGCCACGAGGCCUCUGCAGCGGCGCUGCUGACGGAGAGGGCCUCAGCGCUGACCAUGGUCGUGGCCUGGCUCUUUGCCGCGCUGACGCGCACGGCAGCCUGGCGCUGUGAGGCCUGUGUGUGGCUUGCUCCACGCGCGGAGGAGUUGCUGUCGGAGUACAUCGACAGUGACCGGCGCACGCCCCAAACUAGUUUGAGACAGUCCGGGGUGUUGGGCUCAUGCAAAUUUGCAAGCCCCGAACCUGGGGACCUCUGGGGCUUGCAUGAGGCCACCGCUGCAGUUUGUGCUCUCACCAGAUUCCUCUGCAGGUUCGCAGUAAGGGCUUCUCAAAAGCAAAACUGA